AUGGGUCCUUCAAGUAUACCCUCUGUACCCCUCAUGGUGGGCUGUGGAGUUUCCUGCACCGCUCUGCUCAUCCUGCUGCUAAUCUACGCUGCCUUUUGGAGGUAUAUCCGUUCGGAGAGGUCCAUCAUCUUGGUGAAUUUCUGCCUCUCCAUCCUGGCCUCCAAUUUGUUGAUUUUGGUGGGACAAUCUCAAACACUCAGCAAGGGCCUUUGUACUGUGACUGCUGCCUUCCUGCAUUUCUUCUUCUUGGCGUCGUUCUGUUGGGUGCUGACAGAAGCGUGGCAGUCCUAUUUGGCCGUCAUCGGCAAAUUGAGAUCGCGGCUCAUCCGCAAGCGUUUUCUGUGCCUCGGCUGGGGUCUUCCAGCUCUCGUCGUUGCCGUGUCGGUGGGUUUCACCAGAGCAAGAGGUUACGGCACAGCCAGCUACUGCUGGUUAUCCUUAGAGGGCGGUCUGCUUUAUGCCUUCGUUGGGCCUGCUGCAGUCAUUGUGUUGGUGAAUAUGCUCAUCGGAAUCGUCGUGUUUAAUAAGCUCAUGUCUCGAGACGGCAUCUCAGACAAAUCUAAAAAGCAGCGAGCUGGUAUCCCAGCGGAUGCGCGUAGUCGACUGCUCCUGAAAUGCUCCAAGUGUGGCGUGAUCUCGAGCACAGCUAUGUCCAGCUCGACUGCCAGCAGCGCCAUGGCCUCUCUUUGGAGCUCUUGUGUGGUUCUCCCUCUGUUAGCAUUAACCUGGAUGUCAGCCGUGCUGGCCAUAACCGACCGGCGCUCCACGCUCUUCCAGGUCCUGUUUGCCGUCUUUGACUCCGUUCAAGGCUGCGUCAUCAUCACCGUCCACUGUGCGAUGCGCCGAGAGGUGCAGGACGCAGUGCGCUGUCGGAUGGGGGGGUGUAAAGACGACAGCGAAAACUCGCCAGACUCCUGCAAGAAUGGACAGGUGCAGAUCAUGACGGAUUUUGAGAAGGAUGUGGACUUGGCAUGUCAAACAGUCAUUUUCAAGGAAGUCAACACUUGUAACCCGGCCACCAUCACCGGGACCCUUUCCCGCAUCUCGCUGGACGAUGAGGACGAUCCCAAGCUGGCAGCUCAUCAGGAGGGGGGAGUUGGAGUAAAUUUCAGCUCCCUCCCCGGGAAUAUUCCCCCUCCUAAUCUCAUUGUACAGGUGCCGCCACUAGGAGGCCUCAAUGAGCUGAGUGAGACGCCUCUAAAGAAGGAGGUGAAUGUGGAUCAGCAGAGACAGCAGGGGCAGCAGCGCAGUGGUGCUCCAAUCUAUCUGUGCACGGAGAGCAGCCUGGGCUGGGCACGCCCCCCUGCUUCCUCCAACAAUUCCCAGGACGGAAGUGCUGGGAGUGGAGGCAGUGGAGGAGGAGAGGGAGACUACAUGGUCUUACCUCGCAGGACAGUCAGUCUCAAGCCCCCAGCACCCACCUCCCAAGGAGGCCUGGGCCUAGGGUGUGAGGACAAGCCUCUCAACAUCACAGUUGAAGAUCCUCCCUUCCCACCGCCUCCCUCCCCUAUGACCCUCCACCCGGCUGAGAGCGAGGCCUACCCAGUGGACUUUGUGCCGUCCGGUGUGGGCAACAUUAACAUUGCCAUGAACCUCAACCGCUCAUACGGUACUGUCAAAACCAUGCCCCAUGGGCAUGGCCACAUUAUGCCUCAGGGUGGUUUUGUACACUCCCACAGCGGACACAUGCACAACCACGGGCAUUCACUGCAGGUGAAGCCGAGUCAGAGGCCAUCAGUCAGACAGAUUCUGACGGGGGGAAGUACAGCGGAGAAAACCAGGACCCUGCCGCGUAACCUGGGCAGCACCAACACCAACACCAGCCUCUCAGCAGGAUCCCUGGAGAGGAAAAGAGUACGGUACUCUGAGCUGGACUUUGAGAAAGUGAUGCACACUCGCAAAAGACAUUCUGAGCUGUACCAUGAGCUCAACCACUCGUCCAAGUUCCACACCAUAGACAGGUAUAGCAGGGACGCAGCCAUGUCCUCAUUCAAGAGGGAAAAGCGAUGGAGCAUUUCGUCUGCCGGAGGUGAAAAGAACUCGUUGAGUGACAAGUCAACCCCGGAGGACCAGACCUCUUGGGACAGCUUCAAGACCAUGACCCCUGAGUUGUCCAUUGUGCCUGGGGAGCAGAGGGACCGGAUGGAGCUGCACAAUAAGAACUGGGACUCCUCCUCUGCUAACACACCCGAGUCGUCCGAAGGAGAUUUCCAGACUGAAGUGUGAACACGCGCAGAUGUGCACACACGCCUCACUUGAACACACACACACACGCGUCCUCGUUCCCGAGUUACAGUACAGAUGCACACAGAGAUACUGAACCUCUGGAAAGCUAUACAUAUACAGGAUUUUCUGGCAAAGACCUCACACAUACCGCUCCCCCCGUCUCCUGCGAUGUGCUCUGUCGGAUCAGACUUUUAUUUGUUUACUUCUGCACUGGACAGACACGGAAGGAAGACUGUUCUACUCUAUAUUUUCGCAAAGACUAUUGAAAAGAAAGAACAGGAGCUUGACACGUGUGCGGUUAAGGAAGAUUUUUAAAAGGAACUUGAAAAAAAAAAAGAAGAGAGAACUAUGACAAAAUUAUUUCUGAGAAAAAUGUCUUGAUUUUAUUCUGGAGAAAAAAAGAAAAUCUAUGUCAAUUGUUUGAUGAUUUUGUGGGGGGAUAAAAAAAAAGAAAAAAAGACAAAGAAUAUUUCUGCACCGUUCAGUUCUUUUUAUAGCAAGGGAUGAAAACCUCACUGAGGUUCCUCAGCCUUCAGCCCAACCCGCCACCCACCCCCAAACCUCUGCUUUCAUUUAUUUCCUGUUCUCUUCUAAUGAGUAAAGAUGGCAUUCAAUGUCCCCCUUUUUCCUUUAUCUCUUUUUUCUUUUCAUCAUUUUAGAUAGAUAAGGGAUGGCUCAAUGAUUUAUCAUCCUUUGCUUUAUUUUCCAGGUUCCGGUUCAACAAUCCCAUCCUUCAAUUCUUUUCCUCAUCUGCAUUGUUGCUUAUUUUGUGUAUUUUCCAAAAUAUGUCCUCCCCUAAAAGUUUAAAACUUUUAAUGAAGAAGAAAAAAGAUUACCAUCUGAGUUGUGCUCCAUGGUCUCACUCUUCAAGAAGAACUUAUUUAUUCUCACACUCGUUUUGUUUUCAGUUACCGUGAGAAUGAACCCAUAAGGAAACGACGAAAAGACGAUCCACGCCAAGUGUGACUUUGCUUUCCCGCGUAAUGUGCGUCUCGUGUUAUUCACCCAUGAGAGUGUGGGUGGGGGGGAUAGGAAGGAUCAUGAUUAUUAUGCAUAUUCUCACAUCUCCUUCAUUUCUUCCCCACUGCUCAGAGAUAAAGGCCUUUAAAGAUUGCA
This is a messenger RNA of Solea senegalensis (Senegalese sole), 3342 nucleotides long. Its product is annotated as adhesion G protein-coupled receptor B2-like. Gene Ontology annotation, molecular function: G protein-coupled receptor activity. Gene Ontology annotation, cellular component: membrane. Bases 1 to 2226 code for a protein of 741 amino acids. Gene Ontology annotation, biological process: adenylate cyclase-activating G protein-coupled receptor signaling pathway; peripheral nervous system development; negative regulation of angiogenesis. The transcript is spliced from 17 exons. NCBI's taxonomy places the organism in Eukaryota, Metazoa, Chordata, Actinopteri, Pleuronectiformes, Soleidae. The record is from RefSeq and is a predicted model, not a curated record.